Molecule: messenger RNA, 923 nt
Organism: Coffea arabica (coffee)
Lineage: Eukaryota; Viridiplantae; Streptophyta; Magnoliopsida; Gentianales; Rubiaceae
Product: protein PLANT CADMIUM RESISTANCE 7-like
Source: RefSeq, a predicted model, not a curated record
GCACGAUCUACAAUUCUUAAUUGUAUUUGCAUAUCACAUGAACCUCCACCAGUCCAAGAUUAACGUUCUAAUCAGUUCAAAACGUUGAUGUUUGAGCUUAGCUGCUGUUUAUAUAAUCACCUUAUCUUACUUGCCCUUGUGAUCAACACUCCUAAUUAAUGUCCCUUCAUAUUUUUGGUCAAGGGCUCUUUUAACCUUCGUCUCAACUCAACCUAAUUUUCUACAGUUCCUCUGGGAAUCAAUCAAGCGCGAGGCUGCGAGCAAUGUCUGCGAAUAACAUUGAGAGCAAUGGAAAAUCCGCCGUGAACAUGGGGCAGCAGCCUGCGCAUGCAGCUCCGGUGGCUGCCGUAUUUAGUGCACUCGGGCCGUGGUCAACUGGUUUAUGUGGUUGCUUUGAAGAUACCUCCAAUUGCUGCGUGACCUGUUGCUGUCCCUGCAUCACUUUCGGUAGGAAUGUCGAAAUAAUUGACAAGGGAACCACAUCCUGUGCUCAAGCUGGGAUCAUAUACUACUGCCUGGCGCAUGUUGGGUGCGCAUCAUGUUACUCAUGCACCUAUCGUACCAAACUAAGGGCUUACUUCAAUCUCUCCGAAGACCCUUGCAACGAUUGCCUUGUUCACUGCUUCUGCCUCCCUUGUGCUGUCUGCCAAGAAUAUAGAGAGCUCAAGAAUCGCGGCCUCGACCCUUCCCACGGAUGGAUAGCAAAUGUUGAGAGAUGGAACCAACUCGCGGUCAGGACAACUGUGCCCCCAACUUUUGAAGCCGGGAUGUAUCGUUAGCCAGCUUUCAGGCCUUCAAGCACGGGAUCCUUCUGCUUUUGUGUGCUUAACUAGUAUGAUUACCAUCAAGGAUUCUAGCAAUUGCAUUAACACGAUUGCUUUCUCGUUCAUUACUAGUUUGUGUUUUGACUGUGCUUUGAUUGU